UUUGUUAUUACAAUUCCCGUAUAUUUUUCAUUAAUUUUUAUUGCGAAUCUAGUUCAUGUCGUAUUUAAAUAGUACUACGUGUAUAAUAGCGCGUAUAGUAUUGAACGAAAUUUGAUUCACGAGUGUAAUGCGUCACUCGUCGUAUGAACUUAUUGACUGGUAGAAGUGCUAUUAAUGUGAAAAUGGAAAGAAGUGGUAACGAAAAACAACAGUUUCAGAUUAAAGAAAAUAUGGCGAAGGAAAAUAAGCAUAAGAAAGGAGUAGAAUCUUGCUGCGACUUAUCCGCCAACUUGGAUGUUUAUCAAUCCUUGCCUGAGAUCGAAUUCGAGCGAGGCAUAUGGCAUGCAGCUCAAUAUAAUGAUGAAGACAAAGUAGAAGGAUUUUUAAGAAAAGGAAUUUUAGCAGAUCUCGAAGAUUCAGCUGGAUAUACUGCUCUUCACUAUGCAGCUCGAAAUGGACAUUAUCAGAUUUGUGAAAUGUUGUUAAAAUAUGGAGCUAACGUAAACGCUAAAACGCGUUGCGGCCAAGCAACUGCUCUUCAUAGAGCAGCUACACAAGGACACGAUCAUGUCGUUGAAAUUUUGUUAAAGUAUGGCGCUAAUGCAAAUUUGAAGGACGCUGAUGAAUAUACCGCUCUGCAUAGAGCUAUUAUUGCUGCUCGUGUUUCCAUUUGUCAAAUUUUAAUUCCACGUUCGGAUCUGUCUAUCGUCGAUAAGAAAAAUCGUACUGCAAAACAAUUGGCUAACGAAUAUUGUAACGACGUAUUAUCGCUUUUAUCUUCAUAAUAUUAUCUCAUAUGUUUCAU
Polistes dominula (European paper wasp) is the source of this 805-nucleotide messenger RNA. RefSeq lists its product as uncharacterized. The record is from RefSeq and is a predicted model, not a curated record. Gene Ontology annotation, biological process: protein K6-linked ubiquitination; negative regulation of biosynthetic process. Lineage: Eukaryota; Metazoa; Arthropoda; Insecta; Hymenoptera; Vespidae. Gene Ontology annotation, molecular function: protein binding; ubiquitin-protein transferase activity. Gene Ontology annotation, cellular component: BRCA1-BARD1 complex; BRCA1-A complex.